AUGGCGGCGUUCCGCGACAUGGAGGAGGUGAGCGACGGGCUAGUGAGCCUGCUGAGGGCUAACCGCGCCGAGGCGCAGCAGCGGCGGCUGCUCGGGCGUCACGAGCAGAUGGUGGAGCGGCUGCUGGAGAUGCAGGACGACGCCGACCGGCAGCUUCGUGACACUCUGGCUGUGGAGGAGGAAGUGGCUCAGAGCCUUCUUGACUUGAAGGAAUGUACGCGCCAGGGAGGCACCGAGCUCCAGCAGUUGGAAGUCGAGCUCCAGAAGGCCAGCAAGGAGGAUACCUGUCUGCAGGCCAGGCUGUGUCAGCUCACCGCAGAGCUGCAGGAACUCAGGGAGAUGGAGAAAGAUCUCGAGCGACAGGAGAGAGAGGUGGAUGAGGACAACACCGUCACCAUCCCCUCUGCAGUGUAUUUGGCGCAGCUGUACCACCAAAUCAGUAAAAUAGAAUGGGACUAUGACUGCGAGCCAGGGACGGUCAAGGGCAUUCACCACGGCCCCGCUGUGUCCCAGCCUGUCCACUUGGACAGUGCUCAGCUCUCACAGAAGUUCAUCAGUGACUACCUCUGGAGCCUGGUGGACACCACGUGGUAGCCAGAGCCCCGACCUCUUACCUUGCAUAGAAUUGGGGCUGGGGGGCCCAAGAAGGCGCUUGCUCUAAAAUUAAAUGACUCUAUGUAAAUGA
Molecule: messenger RNA, 685 nt
Organism: Grammomys surdaster
Lineage: Eukaryota; Metazoa; Chordata; Mammalia; Rodentia; Muridae
Gene: Spc24
Product: SPC24 component of NDC80 kinetochore complex
Exons: 5
Coding region: 1-594 (197 amino acids)
Source: RefSeq, a predicted model, not a curated record